AUGGCAGUUGUGUCCACGUCACUCACCGGAAUCGGAUCUCAACUCUCCGGCCACUUUUCCGGCAUCCGCAAGUCAUUUCUCAAGCUUGACAACUCCAAUUUCAACUCAACUCACUCUUUCUUCCAAAAUGUGGAUUCUCACCUCCGCCUUUCGUCAUCUCGGAAAGGCUGUCGCGGCGUCGUCACCAUGGCUGGCUCUGGCAAGUUCUUUGUUGGUGGAAACUGGAAGUGUAAUGGGACAAAAGACUCCAUAAGCAAGCUUGUCUCUGACUUGAACAGUGCAACGUUGGAGUCUGAUGUUGAUGUGGUUGUGGCACCUCCUUUUGUUUACCUCGAUCAAGUAAAAAACUCACUAACUGAGCAGAUAGAGAUAGCUGCACAGAAUUGUUGGACUGGAAAAGGUGGUGCUUUUACUGGAGAGAUCAGUGUGGAACAACUAAAAGAUCUUGGAUGCAAGUGGGUUGUUCUUGGGCACUCUGAACGUAGACAUAUACUUGGAGAAAAUAAUGAAUUUAUUGGAAAGAAGGCUGCAUAUGCCUUGAGCCAGAAUCUUGGAGUAAUAGCCUGCAUCGGAGAACUUUUAGAAGAAAGGGAAGCUGGAAAAACUUUUGACGUCUGUUUUCAGCAAAUGAAGGCUUUUGCGGAUGCUGUGCCAAGUUGGGAUGACGUUGUCAUUGCAUACGAGCCAGUAUGGGCUAUUGGAACUGGUAAAGUGGCCACACCAGAGCAGGCUCAGGAAGUGCAUGUAGCUGUUCGCGAUUGGCUUAGUAAGAAUGUUUCAGCAGAAGUUGCAUCUAAAACGCGUAUUAUUUAUGGAGGUUCGGUCAAUGGAGGUAACUGUGCAGAGCUUGCAAAAAAAGAAGAUAUUGAUGGAUUUCUCGUGGGUGGCGCUUCCUUAAAGGGCCCUGAGUUUGCCACCAUUAUUAAUUCUGUGACUUCCAAGAAGGUCAUCUUGAAUUCAAUUGGUUUAUAUAAAGAAGUGCAGACAGUCGUUAUAUCAUACGUGUUGAUCCCGAAAAAUGAGCCAACAGUUGUCCGGUUCACUCUUGUCAAGUCAAGCAAGUUUCGGUGUGAGUGGUAA
Fraxinus pennsylvanica is the source of this 1080-nucleotide messenger RNA. The record is from the annotation of a GenBank genome assembly. NCBI's taxonomy places the organism in Eukaryota, Viridiplantae, Streptophyta, Magnoliopsida, Lamiales, Oleaceae.